AUGUCUACCGACAAGAUCACGUUCUUGACCAACUGGCACGCCACGCCGUAUCACGCACCCCUUUACCUCGCUCAGGCCAGAGGAUAUUUUAAAGAUGAGGGCAUCAAGGUUGCUCUUCUCGAGCCCAACGACCCGAGUGAUGUUACCGAAAUCGUCGGUACCGGAAAGGUCGAUCUCGGCUUCAAGGCUAUGAUCCACACUCUUGCCGCGAAAGCCCGUAACUUCCCAGUCCUAUCCAUCGGGUCGUUACUCGACGAACCUUUCACGGGUGUUGUGUACCUUAAGGAUAGCGGUAUUACCCCUGACUUCACGACUCUCAAGGGAAAGCGAAUCGGCUACGUAGGCGAAUUUGGAAAGAUCCAAAUUGAUGAGCUUACCUCUCACUAUGGCAUGACCCCAGAUGACUACACUGCUGUCCGCUGCGGUAUGAACGUCUCCAAGGCCAUCAUCAAGGGAGAGAUCGACGCCGGUAUCGGUCUAGAGAACGUCCAGAUGGUCGAGCUCGAAGAGUGGCUCGCUGCCCAAGGUCGUCCCAAGAGCGACGUUCAGAUGUUGCGCAUUGAUCAGCUAGCUGAGCUAGGCUGUUGCUGCUUCUGCACUAUCCUAUACAUCGGGAACGAGAAGUUCCUAUCCGAGAACCCGGAAAAGGUCCGCGCAUUCAUGCGCGCAGUCAAGCGCGCGACCGACUUUGUCAUCGCAGAGCCGGAGAAGGCGUACGCCGAAUACGUCGAGUUCAAGCCCAUCAUGGGCACCGAACUUAACCGCAAGAUCUUCGAGCGCUCAUUCGCAUACUUCUCCAGGGACCUUAAGAACGUCCACCGAGACUGGGAGAAGGUCACCAAGUACGGCAAGCGUCUUGGCGUCCUAGACCAAAACUUCCAGCCCAACUACACCAAUUCGUUCUUGUCCUGGUCCCUUGAUGGCGAGUCUUCUGACCCGACUGGAGAUCAGAAGCGCAUGGCAGAGCUGCAGAAGGACGUUGCUUCUAAGGGUGGUUUCCACCGUUUGGAGAUCAACGGCACCGCUAUCCAGGCUUAA
Molecule: messenger RNA, 1038 nt
Organism: Daldinia childiae
Lineage: Eukaryota; Fungi; Ascomycota; Sordariomycetes; Xylariales; Hypoxylaceae
Product: 4-amino-5-hydroxymethyl-2-methylpyrimidine phosphate synthase
Exons: 5
Coding region: 1-1038 (345 amino acids)
Biological process (GO): thiamine biosynthetic process
Source: RefSeq, a predicted model, not a curated record